GGAGAACAGCAGUCAUGAAAGCCUUUUUAAAAUGUUCCGAAGGCUUUAUUUUCCUGAGAAGAUACACUACCAUUGGAAGGCAUGAAAAUUCAGACAUUGUUUUAAAGUACCCAGAUAUCGACAACCACCAUGCCCUCAUUGAGUUCAAUGAAGAGGAAGGCAUCUUCAUUCUUCAGGAUUUCAACUCCCUCAGUGGGACCUUUGUCAACAACUGCCACAUUCAGAACGUCGCGGUGAAGCUGAAACCAGGAGAUGUCCUGCGGUUUGGAUCUGGGGGACUCACCUAUGAGCUAGUAGUGGAAUGCCUAACCUCACCCCGUUAUUCAUCAUGGCCCAGAACGUUGGAUCCACACCCAAACCCCGGAUUCACCACACAGCUCCCUAUCCUCCAUCAUCGGCCAAUGAGUGCUCACAGAAGCUGGUCCCAAGGACUGAUGGAAGGCACGCAACCUCGUCCCCCUGUGGAAAAGAGGCCAAUUAGUGCUGGAGGAAGAAGGAUGCUGACUGUUCCUUCAGAUCCAAUCAGGAGAUCUCCUGUCAAACAAGUCUGGACAACCGGAGACUCGGUCUGGUCACCUGAUGAGGGUUUUUGUAACCUGGAUCCACACUCUACAAUACCCCAUGAAAAGGGCCGAGUUAUGCACCUGAAUCAGUCCCACCUGGUCAGUAUGUCCCAGCUGGAGCAGCCUCAACUCAUCAAUAUCUCACCCUUGGACCAGUCCCACCACAUCAGUAUCCCACACAUGGAGCAGACUCAGCUGGUCACCAUUGCCAAUGAACUCAACACCCAAGAUGACAUCAUCCAGCACCUGGGACAGGAAGUCAGCCGCCUCUCGGGCUUCGAGAUGGAAGCCAAACACAAAGACGCGGUGAUCGCCAAUCUCCAAAAUGAAGUGGCCACCAUGGCUCAGAGGCUGAUGUUAGCACAGACGGCCCCCGGCCAGAGUGACAUCGAGAUGGGUCAGCGCCUAGAGCUCCUGGAUCAGGACAUUGAUGACAAAAAGUCUGAGAUUCAAUCCUUGAAAGACCAGAUCACCAGCCUCCAAAAAGGAUACAGUGAUACGUUGUGUCAGACCCUCACUGAGAGAAGCAUGGAAAUUGCAAAUCUGAAAGCCGAAGGGGAGAAUUUAAAGAAAGACAAAGCGAUGAGCUCAGAGUUGGUGGCCAGUUUGCAAAAGGACAUCGGAUUAAAGGACAGCAUGGUGCAAAAACUAAGGCAGGAGGUGGACAGACUGAAGAGUGAAAACCAAGAAAAGGAUUAUCAGCUUUCAGCCAUCACUUCCAGGUGUACAAAACUGAAAGAAGACAUGAAGAAAGAUGAGCUGGAAGCCAAAGAGAAUGAACUAAAAUCAUGCAAAUCUCACAUCAAAGACCUGGAGCAGCAAAUGAAAGUCCUGGGGGAGCAGCUCCGAAAGAGUUCCAAUGAGCAAAGCCUUAUCUCCAAGAUGCUGAAAGAAAAGAGCAAGGCCGAAGAGAAACUGCAAGAAGAUUCCAAGAAGAAAUUAAUGCAGCUUCAAGAGAUGGGGUACAGGGAGCGCCUCAUUAAAGACAAUUUGGACAAAGCAGUGUGUCAGCUGGAACAUUUCCGAAGUCAAAUCAUAGAAGCCAUCUACGGUCGAGGGAAAUUGCCCCAGGCCAGGAUCGUCACCAAUCAGCAGCUGGUAGAGACGAUCUCCCAUGUCAUCGAGGACAACUUCAACCUGCAGCAGAAGAAAAUCAUCGCGAAUAAGAACAACUGGUCCGUCAGCCCCAACAAGGAGGACCUCCUGGCCCAAAUGGACAAGCUGAAGACCUUCUUGGAGGACUGUCAGACUUGCUUGAGAUUGUCUUGCUGCAGCAAUGACUUGAGAAAGCGGCUCCUUGACCUUCAGAACCUCCCCGUGGAUGCCUCUGUGGCGUGGCUGCACAAAGCCAUCGUGGAGAUCCUGCAGAUGGUGGCGUGCUGGGUGGAGAAGUUCGAGCAGCUCCUGAUGGACGUGGGCAUCGAGCUGUCCCUCUCUGACAAAGGAUUGUCCUUGUACUUCAGUAAAUUUCUGGAAAAUCAUAAGAAAAUUGCAAACAGGAACCAGGAGCUCCAGGCCAAGCUCAACAACCUCCAGGAGUCUCACUGUUCCCUGCUGCGGAGGAUGAAGGAACAAGCCUUAGAGAAUGAGAGGCAGAUAAAGGAACAAAUCAAACAGCUGCAGGAAAAGCAAGAAGAGGAAAACCGGGUUUGGAAGAACAAUGUGACCCAAGAGAAGAACCAAGCUAAGGCUGCUAUGGAGGAAGAGAAGAAAAAAGUCCAAGAUCUUGAAAACCAUUUAAGGAAACUGAAAGAGGAAGUGGAAUCUAGAUCCCAAGAAGGGGGAGUUUUAAGCUCUCACUUAAAUGAGGCACUGUCCAUGGUGGAAGAAAGCCAGCGGACAAAUACAGAGGACCAAAAAGAAAAAGAAUCCCUCACUCUGAGUUUGAGCAAAGCCCUAGCAGAGCUCAGCGAAGCCAGAAAGAAACAAAUCCUUCUGGGUGAACAACUUUUGGAGCAGCAGGAGGCCCUCAAGAUAAUGGAGGAGGAGAAAAACCUACAGAAAAGAAACCUGGAGAUGGAGAUUAUCCAAUACAAAGAGCAGGUUAAGCAGCAUUCGCAGACCAUCGUGACUCUGGAGGAGAGGUUACAGAAGGUGACACAGCAGAACAAGAACAUCGAACAGAAGCUUGUCAACCUCAAGGAAAAUAUACCAGUUCAAAAGGAAAUCCAGAAAGAUCCUUUGCUAAAGACUCUUGCCACUGGAAAGUCGUAUGACUAUCUAAUGGAAGAAUUCAUGGUUGCCCAGAAACAGCUCAUCUCCCAGCACGAGCUUAUCAUUGCCCUGAAAACAGACCUUUCCAAAGGCCAAGCCAAGAUAUCUACAUUAAAAGCUGAGUUUGAUGAAAAUCUAAAAGCGGAGAUGGGGCAGAAUCUCCUCCUGCUUCAGCAACAGGAGCAUGAGUUGAGCGUGUUGAAGGAGAAGCUGAUUCAGAUGUCCAGCCUGAUGGAGAAGAAGAACAAAGAGAUCGAAACCUUAAAGGCUCACGUAAGGUACGUGCCCACCCCCGUAGAAACCAGAAAGGUCACCAUGUGUGAUGUGGGGAUACAAGCGGAGGGUGCUGAAAAUGACCUGUACAUAUUUAACCAAGAGGCUUCAUCCUUCAUUGAACUAGGGACUAAAUGCAAAGGGCUCCGACAUGAAGAAACCAUUCAGCGCCAGAAAAAGGCCUUGUCUGAACUACGGGAGCAAAUCAAGGAACUGGAAAAGACCCCUGGCCUCAAUGCCGGAGAUGCAGGGAUGGAGCCACUUCCAGAAUCUAAGAAGCCCAAACUUGGGAAAAAUACCAAAAUGAUAGAGAAGGAGCCAAGCUCACCGUGUCUGCCAAACAUCGAUCUCAGAGUAGGAUGCAAACCACUUCACUCUUUGCCUCCAAAUCACCUUUCCAGCCCAUCAGCAGAGAGGUCGGCAAGGCUGGAUUUGACUGAGGCUCUAGACCUCAGUGAGAAGCUGUACAUGGAUAUGAGUAAAACCCUCAGCAGCCUAAUGAACAUCAAGGAUAUGUCAGGACACGUAUCCAUGAAAUACCUUUCUUCCAAGGAGCGAGAAAAGGUCACCCAACUUCGGCUGAGGGACCUAGACCUGGUGUUUGAUAAGAUCAGCCAACUCAAAAACCGGCUGGAGCGGAAAGAGGAGCUUCUGAGAGAAUAUGAGAAAGAUAAUGAGGCCCUCAGGCAGAGUAAAGUGCCCCUGCAGAUGUACCAGGCACAGGUGAGUAAACUAGAAGAUGAAAUCUACAAGGAGGCAGAAGAAAAAGCUCUGCUGAAGGAAGCCCUGGAAAGGACCGAGCAGCAGCUCAACCUGGAGAAGAAGAUGAACCGCUCCAUCAAGCAGCAGAAGGAACGGUUAGAGGAACAGGAGCAGAAGAACUCAAAGGAAAUACCUCCUUUCAUCUGUGUAUCGAAAGAGAGGCAUGAACGGAAGCCGGUAUAUGCUGAAAUGUUGAAGAACAGAGUCACCAAGUCACCUACUAUGGUCAGGGCCAAAAAGAUCACCCUCAAGACAGACCAGGAGGAAGAGCUACAGAACAAGGAGUCGCCACAUAGAGCUGUCCUGGAAAUCAUCUUCCCUAAAACAAGUGAGAGGGAUUAGCAAAAUUGGGCCCCACAACACUUUCUAAAUCACGAGUCCAUUGGACCCUCCUGUGGGCAGAUGCCAAGCUGCUCCAAGAUCUUUGAAGCUCACUUAGAAUUUGCUAGGAAUUGCAUUUUUGCACAAGACCAAGUUUCAGAAUGUGUGGGGAAAAGAAUGAGGGUGUGUGUGUG
Messenger RNA from Dromiciops gliroides (monito del monte), 4327 nucleotides. RefSeq names its product forkhead associated phosphopeptide binding domain 1 (gene FHAD1). Bases 15 to 4154 code for a protein of 1379 amino acids. NCBI's taxonomy places the organism in Eukaryota, Metazoa, Chordata, Mammalia, Microbiotheria, Microbiotheriidae. The transcript has 30 exons. Gene Ontology annotation, molecular function: protein binding. The record is from RefSeq and is a predicted model, not a curated record.